Molecule: messenger RNA, 1307 nt
Organism: [Torrubiella] hemipterigena
Lineage: Eukaryota; Fungi; Ascomycota; Sordariomycetes; Hypocreales; Clavicipitaceae
Source: the annotation of a GenBank genome assembly
UGUAUAUAUAGUCGUACUCCAUCCCCCCUAGAAUACCAUGUGUAUAAUAUCCUCCUUAUACUACCAUCAUUACAAUACUUGAAUACUAUAUUUAUUCUUUUAUAUAUCAUACACCAUGUCUCGCUACGAAGCUGCCCAUGCAUUCGACAAGCUCGGUGGUCCCGGCGAUGCUCGCCCGACCGCUCAGCAGAUCAUUCAAGACUGCAACAAGGAGAAUGCCCUUCAAGGCAAAGUGAUCCUCAUCACCGGCGUCACCUCUGGUCUUGGAACAGCAUCUGCAGUUGCUCUUGCUAGCACUGGUGCCACCAUCUACGCCGCUGGUCGUAGCGCCGAUCGAGCCAAGGCAGCGCUGGCCACGAUUGCCGACUCCCCCAACGUACACUUUCUCGAACUUGAUCUGGCAUCCAAUGCCAGCGUCCGGGCCUUUGCUGCCGACUUUCUCAAACAUUCCGGAGGCAAACUUCACAUCCUCAUGAACAACGCCGGUGGCAUUUUAUCCGAGCGCACCGUCACAGAAGACGGAUUCGAGAAGCAAUUUGCCAUAAAUUACGUCGGCCAGUUCUUGCUGUUCAGUCUUCUCAAAGACGCCCUUCUCUCAAGUGCCAGUCCUGAGUUCCCCAGCAGAGUGGUCAACUUGACUAGUCUUGGACACCGGUAUAGCGCCAUCCGCUUCGAUGACCUGGCCUUUGAGACCGGGUACACGCCUUACGAGGCGUACGGACAGGCCAAGACCGCAGCCAUCUACAUGGCUUCGGAGAUUGAGCGCCGCUAUGGAGCGCAAAACUUGCAUGCAUGGAGUGUGCAUCCGGGUGGCAUCCUCGAGACGCAGUUCCUCGCCAACAGCGGCUUAGACCAGGCAGUCAUUGACCAGCUGCUGACAAGCUGGCCAAAGCAAAUGUUUAAGUCGAACGAGCAGGGAGCUGCGACGCAGGUCUGGGCUGCCGUGAGCGACGACGUUCUACAGGAGAACGCCAGAGGCAAGUUUCUAGAGGAGGUGUCGGUUAGCAAACCCAAGGAGGAGACAGAUGUGCCAGAUUUUCGUGGCUACAUUGAGCAUACGUACCAGCCGGAGAGUGCGGCUCGGCUGUGGACAGUGACUGAGAAGCUUGUUGGCGCCAAAGCAUAAUGUCGAAUUGGUUAUUAGGUGCCUCCAGAUGCAUGUUUUAGGACUGUGAGUUGUCUUAUAUACUAGAUAUGCUAUGUAAAUGAAUUGCAAUGAGUGCAACGAGGACAAGAUGUUGUGAAAUGAUGGUGCUUUUGUUGAAAUCCGAAAGAGAAUCAAUUUCCUUCUAUAUUCCAAUUUUGAG